GUUAGCCCCGACCUUACAGGCCUCAAGCGAUGCCACUUAAGAGCAGCGACCCGCACAAUGCAGCCUUGCAAUCGGUCGUCACGUUCCUGGACUCGCACCUGUGGGCUUCGCUGAACAACCAUUUAGGGCUGGAGUCGCCUUCGCACAGCAUCGCCUACUGCAGGAGGAAAGUUUGCUGGCGCUGCGGCUGCGGCGGCGCGCACGUGCUGUUCACCUCCCGCCAUCGCCUGCUGGACCGCUACAAGGCCGGGCCCGCCACAGCGCUGUGGACCGGCCGCUGUGGCGCGGCAGGCGGCGGAGGACCGGGGCCAGGGCCAGGGGAUGGGCGCGCCGGACAGGCGGCGCAGCAGAGGCGGACAAGGGCGCGGGCUGCAAACGCAGAGGUCCCAGUGCUGCCGGCACCGCGGCCGCCAACAUCUCUGGAACGCGCGCUGACGGCGGGGCUGGACGCCGACUGCGAGGCCGCACUGGCAGCGGCGGCGGCGGCGCUGCAGGCGCAGCGCAGCAGGCUGCUGUCCGAGCUGGGGGAGCGGGCGGCGGCGCAGGAACAAGCGGGCACGACUGGAAACACGGCGGCAGCACCGGCAGCUGGCGAGCAGGUGAUGAAUGCUGCCGGCGGCAUUGGGGCCGGGGCCAAGCGGCGCGCCGCGCAACAGCAGCUGCAUGCCGAGUUGGGAGUAGCUGUGAAGAAGCGGCACACGAGUGCGGCGCUGUCGCUCUCGCCACCUGCCCGGGGCGCCGCUGCUAUGGGGGGCCAGCGAACGGCACCGCCGGCAGCGUCGCCGCGCACGCCCCCGCCGCCCCCGCCCCGGCCGCGGCAUCGGGCAUAUCACGGCGCGUACGGCGACGCGGACGACGACGACGAGGAGGAGGCAGAAGAGGCGCAGGCGCAGGUCGCCGGCAGUAGGGCAGCAGGAGUGGAGGGUUCGGAGCAGCGAGGGGCGCGGCAAACGGAGGGGGAAGCUGAGCAAGUAGGGGGCAGGGGACAGGGCAGGGGGCCAGCCGCAUCUGCUGGCGGCGGCGACCGGCGUGUGGCCGCAGCGCUGUGUGGCCUGCGGCGGGUGGAGGCGGCGGCCAGGGGGCUGGGCAGGUGGGGCUGGGGGUGGGGGCGCCCGCACAGCGCUGGAGAGGCAGCAGGCGGCGGCAGCGGCAGCGGCAGUGACACCGGCAGUGACACCAGCAGUGACACCAGCAGCGGCAGCGGCUGUGCAGGCGGUGAGGCGGAAGGGGAGCCGGCACGGACUCAGGGGCAGUCGGGGGAGGAGCCGGAAGAGCAGCAGCAGGACCCAGAGCUGGACCCGGAGCAGGACCCGGAGCAGGAGCCGGAGCCGGAGCCGCAAGCGGCGGACACCGACGGGCCGCUACCGCGCUGGGUGGCUGAGGCUCGCAGCCUGCCGGGCCGGCGGCGCUGGGCGGCCCCCGACGUGAGCCUGUUCAGGCCGCUGGGCGGCGCCACCGACCCCGCCUCGCGCUUUGGCGCGGUCAUGCAGGCCGACGGCCAGCAGCACCUGUUCGGCUCCAUGUACGGCUGCGGCGCGGAGGCGCAGCGGGCCGCAGACGCCGCCAACGACCUUGACGCCUGGCGCUCGGGCCUGGCUGUGCUGCGCCUGGCCGCCGACGACGCCGCCGCGCUGCCGCCGGUGCGCGCGGCCUUCCUGCGGGUGGCGGCGGCAAACCCGGGCGUGCCGCUCAUCAUGUACAGCCAGUCCUACCUGCGGCGCAUGGACUGGGACUGGGCGCUGCACGUGCUGGCGGCCGGCGCCAUCUACCUGCCCGGACACUGCAGGGCCGCACUGGGGCUGCCGCGCUCCGUGCCGGCCGCGACCAGCCAGCUGCCAGCGGACACCAGGGGCCGGGCCGCUAGGGGCGGCGCCGGCAGCCGCAGCGGAGGAGGCAAGGCACAAGGCACACGCACACGCGGCGGCAGCGGCAGUGGUGGUGGUGGUGGUGGUGGUGGUGGUGGCAGUGGCGGCGCUAUGCCGUGCGGUGUUUUCGUACUGGCGCCGCUGCAGCCCGUCCUGCUGCUGCCGCCGCCGCUGGAGGCCGGGCGGGCCACGCGCCUCGUGCAGCCCGCGCCCCAGGCCCCGAUGUCACUGCAGUCCUACGUGACCAGCUGCCCGCGCCGCCACGCCGCGGCGCUGGCCCGGCGCCUGGAGCGGCUGACGGCGGAGGCGGAGCAGCGGCAGCAGGAGGAGCGGCAGGCGGGGCAGCAGGCAGCGGCGCGGAAGCGGCUGGCGGCGGCGUGUGCGCGCGCGAGGAGGCAGCAGCAGCAGCAGCCUCAGGCGGGGGGACGGGAGGAAGAGCAGGUGGGGGGACGGCGGAGAGCUGCCGAGGUGCGGCGCCAGGGGUUGAGGCGGCACGGCCAGGGGCCUCAGCAUCGGUCGUCGCGAGGCCGCCGCCCUGCACGUGUCGGCUAUGAUAGCAGCUGCACGAGCACCAGCAGUGACUCCCAGGUUGCGGCUGUGUCUACUGACAUGGACAGUGGCAUUGAUAGUGGUGGUUCCGACGGCCCGGUGUGAGCUGCACACGCACUGGACCCGUCGAUGGAUGGCGGCCGUAGGUGGCCGCUCCGUGCGGGCGGGGCGUGGCGCCUGGAAUUUUGUACCAAUUCCGGAUGAUGCGGGGCCCAGGGCCUCGCUAACCCCGAGACCAGGAGAACAGGCGGCGUUGCAUGUAACAGAGGACCAGGGGAGGAAGGGAGUGAGCCUUUGGUGCCUAGACUGCCUCGGGAGGAAAGGAGGGACCUUGGGAGGGACCGGAGCAAACUCCGGAGGGAGUGAGCUAGGCCUGGCUAGGCAAACCGCUUUGGCCAAGCCAAGGCGCGGUGUGUGCUUAUAUUGCGAAAUAAGCAUGGGCUUAUGAUUACCUUGCCUUUGGUGUUUGACUGUAGAGCCGACUCACGGUUCGCAAGGGAGGCGGUUCGGUCACUGGGCGGCAAAACUGAUCGACUUUUCUUGAUGCGGUGGCGCCUCGCACCGACGAUGAUUUGAAUAUCAAC
Molecule: messenger RNA, 2998 nt
Organism: Chlamydomonas reinhardtii
Lineage: Eukaryota; Viridiplantae; Chlorophyta; Chlorophyceae; Chlamydomonadales; Chlamydomonadaceae
Exons: 7
Coding region: 30-2519 (829 amino acids)
Source: RefSeq, a predicted model, not a curated record